Molecule: messenger RNA, 774 nt
Organism: Chaetomium globosum CBS 148.51
Lineage: Eukaryota; Fungi; Ascomycota; Sordariomycetes; Sordariales; Chaetomiaceae
Exons: 4
Coding region: 1-774 (257 amino acids)
Source: RefSeq, a predicted model, not a curated record
AUGCACAGUACAUUCGCCCGAUGCUUGUUAUGUCAAUAUAUACGCUGCUGGGUACGGUGGUGCCUGGAAGCAGUGAAGGCCCGGGGUGCGGCGAGGGAGGCAUACCAUUUCCGGCCUCGAACCUUUGAGCUUGCUUUGCAGCAACAAACACAACAGCAGCAAGAGAGACUACUACGGAGGAUGCGGAGCGUCACAUUCCGGGGUGCGUCCACCCUGGAGGAGGCCGACGAUGGCUUCCAAAAAGCGGGAAAAAGGAAGAGACCACGGGGCCGACCCCCCGGCUUUCUCAUAGCCCAGGAGGAGGCUGCAAGGAGUUCGAGGCAAGGAAAGCUGACCUUUGCGGGGAAGGUUGAUACGGAUCUGACCGGAGACCGAGGAGACGGUGUUGGGGGCCUAGGGGUUACGACUCCAGAGGCCACGGAUACCUUGGAGGCGGACGGUCAGGAUGUCGGAAUGCAGGGAGCUGGCGGGCUGGAUGCUGGAAGUCCGAUGAGAAGUAGUGGAUUCAAAGGGCCUACUUCGUAUUGGGAAUCCUACGAACCCUACAUCAAUGCUGCGAACGAGAGCAUGAUGAGAGUCGUUAUCACACCCAUGGGCCUCUACUCUGAUUCUGUGUCUACCACUGUCAGAUGGCGGACCGGCAUUUAUCAGUUGAGCGUCACCCGAUUAACCCAAUGGAAUGGAAGGGCUUUGGAAGUAACAAAACAUGGGGAUGCCCUGUCUGGGCCUCAUCGAAGAACACAACCACCUGGAGCAGCCCAAUCAUAUGGAUAA